This is a messenger RNA of Plutella xylostella (diamondback moth), 1314 nucleotides long. RefSeq names its product Steroidogenic acute regulatory protein-like (gene Start1). NCBI's taxonomy places the organism in Eukaryota, Metazoa, Arthropoda, Insecta, Lepidoptera, Plutellidae. Gene Ontology annotation, cellular component: endoplasmic reticulum-endosome membrane contact site; lysosomal membrane; late endosome membrane. The record is from RefSeq and is a predicted model, not a curated record.
UUUGUGUGUUUAUUGCUUCUGUCAUGUCAAAGUGAUCGUAAAUCGAAAUCUAACCAAAAUUCUCAUUUGAAUUUUAUUUUAAACAGCAAUAGAUUACAUUAAUUAAAUAAUCUUUAAAAUCGUAAGAACUUAUGUAAGUAAAUCAGUGAUAUGUUACCAUUUUCUGUGCUCUUAUCGUCUUAGCACAGACGAGAGAUUCAUGUAAAACUACUGUCGAAUAAUCAAAACAAAUACUAAGGUAUAAUGACUGACUAUCACAUAAGGGAAGCGGCGGAGUCCCUGCUGGGCAGUGUGACGUCACCGCAGUAUCCUUACAGAAAUUAUACUAAUUCCCACUCGGUGAACAUAGUGACAGAAGACCUAGUGGCAGGACAUAGACCUCAAGGGCGUAUGUCCACGGUGCGCCGGUUCUUCUGUCUGUUCGUCACGUUCGACCUGCUGUUCACCAGCCUCAUGUGGCUCAUCUGUGUCAUGUUACGCGGAGAGACGCUAGAACAGAUAUUCAACAGAGAGAUCCUGCACUACGACAUAAAGAUAUCUCUGUUCGACAUCGUGCUACUAGCUGUUAUACGUUUCUCAGUGCUACUGUUGUUCUACGCACUGCUGUAUAUAAAUAAUUGGAGCGUUAUAGCUCUAUCUACAGGGGGAACAUGUGCCUUUUUAAUAGCAAAAGUGUUUUUUUUCGACUGGCCAGACGCAGCGCAGCCGGUCUACCAAGUGUUCCUGAUCCUGGCCUCGUUCACUCUGUCGUGGGGCGAGGCGUGGUUCCUCGACUUCAGGGUGCUGCCUCAGGAGUGUCGCGCGCAGGACAUCAUCGACUCUAUCAUGCAGACAGUCUCCCAGGUGUUGCUGAUCCUGGCCUCGUUCACUCUGUCGUGGGGCGAGGCGUGGUUCCUCGACUUCAGGGUGCUGCCUCAGGAGUUUCGCGCGCAGGACAUCAUCGACUCUAUCAUGCAGACAGUCUACCAAGUGUUCCUGAUCCUCGCGUCGUUCACUCUGUCGUGGGGCGAGGCGUGGUUCCUCGACUUCAGGACAGUCUCCCAGGUGUUCCUGAUCCUGGCGUCGUUCACUCUGUCGUGGGGCGAGGCGUGGUUCCUCGACUUCAGGGUGCUGCCUCAGGAGUGCCGCGCGCAGGACAUCAUCGACUCUAUCAGCCCCCAGGUGUGGCUGAUCCUGGCCUCGUUCACGCUGUCGUGGGGCGAGGCGUGGUUCCUCGACUUCAGGGUGCUGCCUCAGGAGUGUCGCGCGCAGGACAUCAUCGACUCUAUCAGUAAGACAUACAGCUCAUAUAUUAUCUACAUUCUAAUGUUAUAA